Sparassis crispa is the source of this 588-nucleotide messenger RNA. RefSeq lists its product as hypothetical. The coding region runs from base 1 to 588 and encodes 195 amino acids. The record is from RefSeq and is a predicted model, not a curated record. Lineage: Eukaryota; Fungi; Basidiomycota; Agaricomycetes; Polyporales; Sparassidaceae. The transcript has 4 exons.
AUGCUGCCGAGGAUCACCAAUGAGCAGGCUGCUCCUAAGCCCAAGGGCACCGCAAAGGGCAAAAAAAAGAAUGGUAAUCCUGGAAGUAGAGCAGCAAAGGCCAUCGCAGGACUGCCGAGUGAUCCCACUUCGGCAGCAAACGACGUCACCAGUGAUCUACAGAAAUGUGUGGAGGAGCUGCAAGCCCAGCUAGCAGAGCAGAAAUCCUUGCAUGAAGUGGCUGAGCUUCACGCAAAAACCGGUAAUGCUGUACAGGUCAAAGAGAAGACAUUAAUACCGAAGCCGCCCAGCUCUGCUGGCGCAGGCUUCAACCUGCAGGUUGAGAUGGGGCUGGAGGACAAUGACGCACAGUACCAAGCAAUCCUACGCACCGUGCGUGAGAACAUGUUCAGUGCCAGUCUUGAUUGGCACCAGGAUUUCAAGAAGCAACCUGCUGAGAAAUUAGGUAUGGUAUACAAAGUGACACGGCAGACAAUGAUGAGAGACUUGAUCAACGACUGGCCGACAGCUGAGAUCAUCAAGCAGUAUAUGCGCAACAAGUGCAAAUAUGCUGUUGGCACAGGAACGCUGGAGCCGCGCAAUGUGUGA